CUCUCCUCUCUUCGCAAUCGCAUAUCCACCACCACCAAUUGAUCAGCCCACCGCCAUCGCCACCGCAUCCCGCAGCCACAGUAGCGAAGGCUUUGACCACUGUAGCCACCACCGCGUCCUCUUUCGUCGCCGAGCUUGCCUCCUCUUUCGUCGCCGUUACUCGCCGCCGAUAGAACAAUCACAAAGUAACCCACACCCACAAGAUAAUGCUGUUCAAGAUUCUCAAACUGGUUCAUCUAGAGGUAAAUCUGAUCUAGCUUGGCAAUAUUUUACAGUGAAGUAUGACAAAAAUAACAAGGCUCAAUAUACAUAUAUUUUCUGCUUGAAUACUUACAAUGGAGGGGGGAUACAUAGAAUGAAAUAUCAUCUUGCAAAAAUUCCUGGACAAAUUAAAGUAUGUAACAAAGUAACUAAAGAUGUUGAACUUCAAUUCAAAAGGCUUUUGGAGGAAAACAAGAAAAAUAAGGCAGAAAAAAAAAUUUACAAGUGAUUGUUAUGAUGUGGAAACACAAGCAGAAGAAGAGUGUGAAGCGCCUAAUCCUGUACAACCUCCGGCUCCUGCAACAAUAGGUGACAAAGGAAAGAGAAGAGCUAUUGCUGCUACUCCAAUUGGAAGUUAUUUUAAGGGAAGGACUAUACCAGGCUCUCAACCAACUUUGAAAAGUGUUUUGGUCAGUAAACAAGUUGUGCACAAGGUUAAGUUGGGGCUUGCAAAAUGGAUCAUUGAUGUACGUAUUCCAUUCAAUGCAAUUCAAUCACCUUACUUUCAACCUGCCUUGGACGGCGUUGCUGAAAUUGGACCUGGUUUCAAGGGACUGUCAUACCAUGAAAUGAGAGUUUAUUUGCUGGCAGAUCUUAAGAAGGAGUGUCAGUUGCUUGUUGAAGGCUAUAGGAGCUCGUGGAAAAGCACUGGUUGUACAUUGAUGGCAGAUGGCUGGACUGAUCAAAGGUAGUGUACGUUAAUUAAUUUUCUAGUUUAUUGUCCCGCUGGUAUGUCAUUUGUUAAGUCUGUUGAUGAUUUUGAUAUGAUAAAAACUGCCGAUACCUUGUUUCAAUUGUUUGCUGAGGUUAUUGAGUGGGUUGGGUCUAGUAACAUUGUGCAUGUGGUUACUGAUAAUGCUACGAAUUAUGUAUCUACUGGAAAACUCAUUCAAGAAAAGUAUCCAAACAUUUUGUGGUCUCCUUGUGCUGCUCACUACAUCAAUCUUAUUUUGAAAGACAUAGCAAGUAUUCCUCACAUAGCUGACCUUGUCUCUCGUGCUUCAAAAGUGACUGUAUUUGUUUACAAUCAUAUGAUUUUCUUGUCAUAGCUUAGAAAAAGAAAAGAUUGGAAAGAAAUUGU
Molecule: messenger RNA, 1342 nt
Organism: Arachis duranensis
Lineage: Eukaryota; Viridiplantae; Streptophyta; Magnoliopsida; Fabales; Fabaceae
Exons: 2
Coding region: 417-953 (178 amino acids)
Source: RefSeq, a predicted model, not a curated record